GCAGGCUCCUCCGUCCGCCAGGGGCGCUGCGGGCCGGAGCCGAGCCAAGGCGCUGCCGGAGCCGCAGCCAGAGUCUGCCAAGCGGGGGCCGGGCCGGGCUCUGCACGGCCAUGAAGCGGGAUCGGCGCGGCCGGUUCUUACCCGCGGGCGCGGCGGCCAGGGGAGCUCCAGAACCGCCGCCGCCGCCGCCAACACCAGCCGAGGCCAAGAGUGUCCGGGCCCGCCGGGGGCGCCCCACCGCCACCUCCCGGGAGCAGGAACAGCAGCCGGAGCCGGAGCCGGAGCCCGAGCAGUGGGCCUCGCCAGCCUCGGAGGCGGCGGCAGCGGGAUUCGGCCGGGGUGUGAGCACCGCUUACUGCCGGCUUUGCCACGGGAAGUUUUCCUCUCGGAGCCUGCGGAACGCUUUUGGAAAGGUCCCUGUGGUGGGGGAGAGCUCCGAGAAGCAGCGGCGCAUGGACCAGGUCUUCUUCACGGACUUCCAGCGGCUGGUGGGGGUGGCUGUCCGGCAAGACCCGGCCCUCCCCCAGUUUGUCUGCAAGAAGUGCCACGCCCAGUUUUACAAGUGCCGCAGCAUCCUCAAGGCCUUCAUCCAGAAGGUGAACCUGUCUCCCACUGGCCACCUCAAGCCACACGGAAAGGACAACCUUGCCCAACCUCCUUUUCCUGCUGCAAAAGGAGAUGCUCCGUCUCUAGCAGACCUGAUCACAUCCAGUCCCCAGUGCCUCCACAGCUUAGUGAUGUGGACCCACAACCACGCCGAAAGCUGCCAGAUUGCUCCGAGCCUGCAAGGCGUCUUGUCCUCGGAGUACUGCGGGAUCAUCCAGGCCGUGUGGGGCUGCGAAGAGGGUCACGAUUAUGUCAUGAGCACAGAUUCGGACUGCAGCACCUUGUUGGUGGACAACGCCCUGUCCGUCAAGUGGGAACUGAACAAGGGCCCCUCCCCGCAGCAGACGCAGACACACGUGACGGGCAACGGGGUGGGGGCCGACUGUACGGUGGCUGCGGCAGCACCGUCGGAACCCCAGCAUGGCGCUACUCGGAUGGCAGACAGCCAGCAACCUGCAAAAAGCGGGACUCCUCCGCCUGCGCUUAGCACAGAAAGCUGGGUGUCGGAGAGCCAGGAUUUGCCUUCCUUCCAAGAUGCCUCGGAAGCUCCUUUGCAGGAGGAAAGCCUGCCGCAGCCAGACUGCCCUCUGAAUGGCAGUCCAGGGCCACUGAGUGAGAAGCUGGUUCCCUCUGCAGCCUCGGAUGAGCGGGUAAAAGACGAGUUCAGUGACCUUUUUGAGGGGUACUCCUUGAGUGACGACGAGAACGACAAGAGAGCGCAGUCUUCGGAUGACUACUUUGAGCCUUACCCGGAAAAGAGGGUAUCCAACAACAGGAAAGUUGAAAGCAGAGAAGCAAAGAAGCUUGAAGAGCCCAAAAUAAGGAAGAAGCCAGGACCCAAACCUGGCUGGAAAAAGAAGAUCAAAUGUGAAAGGGAAGAGCUGCCCACCAUUUACAAGUGUCCUUAUCAGGGCUGUACAGCUGUGUACAGAGGUGCAGAUGGCAUGAAGAAGCACAUCAAAGAGCAUCAUGAGGAGGUCAGAGAAAGGCCCUGCCCGCAUCCAGGUUGCAACAAGGUGUUCAUGAUUGACCGGUACCUUCAGCGCCAUGUGAAGCUCAUUCAUACAGAGGUGCGGAACUAUAUCUGUGAUGAAUGUGGCCAGACAUUCAAGCAACGCAAACACCUCUCCGUUCACCAGAUGCGCCACUCGGGAGCAAAGCCUCUCCAGUGUGAAAUUUGUGGCUUCCAGUGCAGGCAGCGAGCAUCCCUCAAGUACCACAUGACCAAGCACAAAGCAGAGACUGAGCUGGAGUUUGCCUGCGACCAAUGUGGGAAGCGCUUUGAAAAGGCCCACAACCUCAACGUCCACAUGUCCAUGGUGCAUCCCCUCACCCAGACUCAGGACAAAGCCAAGGCUGCUGAGCUGGAGCAAGAGGCUCUGCCGGAGGCUUCAGAGACUGCAGAGAACCAUCCUGUGAAAUUGGAACCGAGUGUGCAGCAGGAGCCCACCUGAAAGACCCCUGGAUGGAAGCCCUGAUACAGCUUUGCAUAAAGCAACACCGAGUGGGAGUUUUAAACAUGCGUUUUUUAUGGAUCCUCCCAAAAACAGAAAGCGGUGAGGACUUGCUCUUGCUUGCUGGUGAAAAGCUUUCCAUUGCUGUGACUAUUCAUUGUGUGUGUGUUUGUGUCCAAGACCGUAGCAGUGUCUUACAGAGCCAUAUCCGUCUCGCCAAAGGAAGCAGGCUGUUCUGCCUUCCCUCUGACGUGGCGAUUGGUUGAGCUCAGAAAAGGUAUCGCACCUGUUGUAAAGGUGUGUCGGCCAUAGGCACAGGCUCAUUUUUAGGGGUUCUCAAGCUGACGGAAAGCCCAGUUUCAGCCCGAGACAACUUGUUUUAAAUUAAAUUCCAAAGCCAAUCUGAAAAAGAAAGACAAACCAGAAUAUUUGUAACAUGGUUUUUAUUGUUACAAAGUCAUGGUCAUGCUUGUAAUAAAUUAUUUACACCAUACUUUGAACAGAUUAAGCCCUUGCAGGCGUGCCCACUUUUCCCUGUCCGUGCAUUUUGUCCAGGUGGGCAGGGAAUCGCCCCCAUGCCCGGCUGCCUGGACUUCCGCUGUCAGAAAAGGAGAAGUUCUUCAUCAAACAGAUCCCCAUCAUCACUGGAGUGCACAAGGGCAGCCUUCAUCUCUGGGUCCAAGUCUUCACAGAGACUCAUCAACUAAGAAGGAAAAAGAGUCUGGUGUCAAGAGUUGCUACCUCUCUGAAGCUAAAUCCUUGGGCAGACUGUCUGCAGACAGCACUCUGAAAAGACAGAUCUCUGGCCUGGUCAUGUCAUUUCUAGGAGCGCACAGGUCCUAGAAUCCACCACACCUGUGGACAGCAGGAGCCAAAGGUGUGCAAAGAGUCAAGGCACAGCUGCUUGGAGCGCACAGGUGGCAAGGCUAGGAGCAGAGGAAGCUGCUGGAUACCAGGUCAGACUGGCUGGCAGUUCUUGGGCAGAAAAGGGAGCUCUACUCUUGGGAGUUGCCAAGGGUGCAAAGCAUGUGCUAUACUACUGAGCUAGGGUUCCUACCCACUAUAACUGUUAAGUUUUAAAAUGCACAAUCUUCCUUGCCCUUCUUUUGCCAGUUACACGAGGGUGGUAGCAACCACAGAACUGGAGAAUUGGAAAGAACUGCUCGAGAGCCUCGGAAGCUCCUACUCAGGGGCUUGUGCUUCAGGUGUAAAGCCAGACAUGCAAAGCAUUAAGGCCUGGGUUCAAUCCCAGCAUUUCCAGUGAAUGGAACCCAGAGACGGAUAGGCUGGAAAACACCUCCACCUUAAAUAGGCCUUUAGGUGAUACAGAGCAAGGCCAGUCUUAGGGUGCAGCCAGACCAAUAUUGGGCACAUUUCAGCUUUUUCUUCCUCAAAAGUCCUAGUAUUGAUUUGUACUCGCCCCCUCUAAAAUGGCAAAGUUGAGUUUCUGUCCCCUUCGCCUAGAAUAAAUGCUGGAUUUGACCUCUGUACAAAGCUGUAUCCAAAUAAAAUAAAAUAGGAAGAGCUUUGCAAAGGAAGUGUGAGGUAGAGGGCUGAAAGACUGAGCCAGUCGCUAUUGGCUUUGUUGAACUGAUUUGCUGGAUGGAUCAACAGGACAAUCCAGUGUUGCCCGCAGCCCGGAUUUCCCAAGUUUUGAGGUAGCAGAAAGACCUUUCACCCACCUGCUGGAGGCUGGAA
Molecule: messenger RNA, 3758 nt
Organism: Zootoca vivipara (common lizard)
Lineage: Eukaryota; Metazoa; Chordata; Lepidosauria; Squamata; Lacertidae
Gene: ZNF276
Product: zinc finger protein 276
Cellular component (GO): nucleus
Molecular function (GO): zinc ion binding
Source: RefSeq, a predicted model, not a curated record